AUGAAGCCAGAUGUCGUCGCUAUCCAGGAGCGUGACACUGCUUCUGGCGCUCCCCGUCGAGAGCUGGGUGUCACUUGGCAGAACCUCACCGUUGAGGCUGUCCGAGCUGAUGCAGCCAUCCACGAAAACGUCGUUUCUCAGUUCAACAUCCCAAAAUUGAUCAAAGAAUCUCGACAGAAACCGCCUAUGAGAAAGAUUCUCGACAACGCCCAUGGAUGUGUCAAGCCAGGGGAGAUGCUCCUCGUUCUGGGUCGUCCAGGAAGUGGAUGCACCACUCUACUCAACAUGCUGGCUAAUCGACGACAUGGAUAUGCCCAGAUUUCGGGAGAUGUUUCAUUUGGCUCCAUGAAGGCUGAGGAAGCAGAACGCUACAGGGGCCAGAUUAUCAUGAACACAGAGGAGGAAAUUUUCUUCCCAUCUCUGACUGUUGGGCAGACCAUGGACUUUGCGACAAGACUAAAGGUCCCUUAUAAGCUACCCAAUGGCAUCACCAGUCAAGAGGAAAUCCGCCAAGAAUCGCGCAGCUUUUUACUGAAAUCUAUGGGCAUCGAGCACACCGUGGACACCAAGGUCGGCAAUGCAUUCGUCAGAGGUGUUUCUGGUGGAGAGAGGAAGCGAGUUUCCAUCAUCGAAUGUCUUGCAUCCAGAGGCAGUGUCUUCUGCUGGGACAACUCAACUCGUGGUCUCGACGCUAGCACUGCUCUUGAGUGGGCGAAGGCGGUUCGAGCGAUGACGGACGUUCUCGGUUUAGCCUCCAUUGUCACUUUAUACCAGGCUGGAAACGGCAUCUACAACCUCUUUGACAAAGUUCUCGUUCUCGACGAAGGCAAGGAGAUUUACUAUGGACCCCUGCGUGAGGCUCGCCCGUUCAUGGAGAACCUGGGUUUCAUCUGCGAGAACGGUGCCAACGUGGCUGACUACCUGACUGGUGUUACCGUGCCCACCGAAAGAAAGAUCCGAGAUGAGAUGAAGCUCAAGUUCCCCCGGACAGGUAGCGCCAUCCGCGAUGAAUAUGAGAAGACACCGCUAUUCGAGCAAGUACGAGCCGAGUAUAACUAUCCUACGACAUCGGAGGCUCAGAGCAAGACCAAACUGUUCCAAGAAGGAGUUGCCAUGGAAAAAUACAAGGGACUACCAGCUUCGAGUCCAUUUACCGUCAGCUUUGGGGUCCAGGUACGAACUUGCAUCAAGCGACAGUAUCAAAUCAUCUGGGGUGAUAAGGCCACCUUUUUCAUCAAGCAGUUCUCCACCAUUGUACAAGCACUCAUCGCCGGCUCUCUUUUCUACAAUGCUCCCAACACUACUGCAGGCUUGUUUGUAAAGUCCGGAGCCUGUUUCUUCGCUUUGCUCUUUAACGCUUUGUUGUCUAUGUCAGAGGUUACCGAGUCUUUCAUGGGACGGCCCGUUCUGAUUAAGCACAAGUCAUUUGCCUACUUCCACCCUGCAGCCUUUUGCAUUGCCCAGAUUGCGGCCGAUAUUCCCGUCAUCUUGGUGCAAGUCUCAGGAUUCUCUCUGAUUUUGUACUUCAUGGUUGGUUUGACAAUGUCUGCGGGCCACUUCUUUACCUUCUGGAUCAUCGUUGUGGCCUCCACUUUCUGUAUGACAGCCAUGUUCCGAGCUAUCGGUGCCGCUUUCAGCAGCUUUGAUGGUGCAUCCAAGGUCUCCGGUCUGAUCAUUGCUGCUACAAUAAUGUACAACGGCUACAUGAUUCAGAAGCCGCGAAUGCAUCCAUGGUUUGUCUGGCUCUUCUGGAUUGACCCGAUGGCCUACGGCUUCGAUGCCAUUCUCUCCAACGAGUUCCAUGGCAAGACCAUUCCUUGCGUCGGUCCCAACAUUGUUCCCAACGGCCCAGGUUUCACCGACUCCGGUUCUCAAGCUUGCGCUGGUGUGGGCGGUGCAGUUCCUGGUCAGACUUAUGUUGACGGUGACCUGUAUCUCAAGUCGCUCUCCUAUAGCCACUCUCAUAUCUGGCGAAACUUUGGCAUUAUUUGGGCGUGGUGGGCUUUUUAUGUGGCUAUCACUAUUUUCUUCACGACUAAAUGGAAGCUGUCAUCAGAGAACGGACCCAGCUUGGUCAUCCCCCGAGAGCGAUCCAAGAUUGUCAAUGCUCUGCGCCAAGCAGACGUCGAAGGCCAAGUCACAGAGGGCCACAUCUCAGAGAAGGAUGAUUCCAACGUCGGCGGACAGUCUGAUAGCAACUCUACUGAUGAUACUGCAGUGGCAGUCCAGGGCAACCUCGUUCGGAACUCCUCAGUUUUCACUUGGAAGAAUUUGUGCUACACAGUCAAGACUCCAACUGGCGACCGUCUCCUCUUGGAUAACGUUCAAGGAUGGGUAAAGCCUGGAAAUCUGACUGCAUUGAUGGGAUCUUCUGGUGCUGGAAAGACUACGCUCCUUGAUGUCCUCGCUCAGCGAAAGACUGAAGGUACCAUUCGUGGCUCUAUCUUGGUUGACGGCCGACCGCUGCCAGUCUCAUUCCAGAGGUCUGCAGGUUAUUGCGAACAGCUUGAUGUGCACGAGUCUUAUGCUACGGUACGAGAGGCUCUUGAGUUCUCAGCACUUCUUCGACAGAGCCGCGACACACCUCGCGAGGAAAAGCUGGCUUAUGUUAACACGAUUAUCGAUCUCUUGGAAUUGCACGAUAUUGCGGACACCUUGAUUGGUGAAGUUGGUGCUGGUUUGAGUGUUGAGCAGCGCAAGCGUGUCACGAUUGGCGUCGAGCUUGUAUCCAAGCCUAGUAUUUUGAUCUUCCUUGAUGAGCCUACCUCUGGUUUAGAUGGCCAGUCCGCCUACCACACUGUCCGCUUCCUACGAAAGUUAGCUGCUGUUGGCCAAGCUGUACUUGUCACGAUUCACCAGCCUUCUGCUCAGCUGUUCGCCCAAUUCGACACUCUGUUGUUGCUCGCCAAGGGUGGCAAGACUGUCUAUUUCGGAGACAUUGGAGAUCAGGCAAGCGUUGUUAGGGAAUACUUUGCUCGCUAUGAUGCUCCAUGCCCGGUCGAUGUCAACCCUGCUGAGCACAUGAUUGACGUCGUCUCUGGAACACUUUCCCAGGGCAAGGACUGGAACGAGGUUUGGCUGGCAUCGCCUGAGUACUCCAAUAUGACCAAGGAGCUUGAUCAAAUCAUCAGUGAGGCCGCAGCGAAACCGCCCGGCACUGUGGACGAUGGUCACGAGUUCGCAACGUCUUUGUGGGAGCAGACCAAACUUGUUACGCAUCGCAUGAACGUCAGCUUGUACCGCAACGCCGAUUAUGUCAAUAACAAGUUUGCGCUGCACAUCUUUUCAGCUCUCUUUAACGGUUUCAGUUUCUGGAUGGUUAAGGAUUCUGUUGGUGAUCUGCAGCUGAAGCUCUUUACCAUCUUCAACUUUAUCUUUGUCGCUCCCGGUGUCCUUGCUCAGCUACAGCCCCUCUUUAUCCACCGUCGUGACAUUUUCGAAACGCGUGAGAAGAAGUCCAAGAUGUACUCGUGGAUUGCCUUUGUCACGGCGCUUAUUGUCUCGGAAAUCCCAUACCUGAUUGUCUGCGCCGUUCUCUACUUUGUCUGCUGGUACUACACCGUGGGUUUCCCCGGCGAUUCUAACCGAGCUGGAGCGACCUUCUUCGUCAUGCUCAUGUAUGAGUUCCUCUACACUGGAAUGGGUCAGUUCAUUGCCGCAUAUGCGCCGAACGAGGUCUUUGCCGUCCUGGCGAACCCCGUCGUUAUUGGAACCCUCGUGUCGUUUUGUGGUGUCUUGGUCCCUUACGCACAGAUCCAAGAAUUCUGGAGGUACUGGAUUUACUGGCUCAACCCGUUCAACUAUCUCAUGGGUAGUAUGCUGGUCUUUAAUCUCUGGGGCCAUGACAUCAAGUGCUCCACGCACGAGUUUGCUACCUUUAAUCCUCCCAACGGCACAACCUGUGGGGAAUACCUACAGAGUUAUCUGGCGGCAGGUCCUGGCGCUGUGGCCAAUUUGAUCAACCCCGAUGCCACGGCCAAUUGCCAAGUUUGCUCAUUCACCAAGGGCGAGGACUACCUCCGAACCUUGAACCUGAAGGAGUACUACUACGGCUGGCGAGAUGCCGGCAUCGUGGUGUUGAUGGUGUUUAGCUCGUACGCUCUGGUGUACCUGCUCAUGAAACUCCGAACAAAGAUGUCAAAGAAGGCCGAGUAA
Trichoderma virens Gv29-8 is the source of this 4155-nucleotide messenger RNA. RefSeq lists its product as uncharacterized. Gene Ontology annotation, cellular component: membrane. The record is from RefSeq and is a predicted model, not a curated record. The transcript is spliced from 3 exons. NCBI's taxonomy places the organism in Eukaryota, Fungi, Ascomycota, Sordariomycetes, Hypocreales, Hypocreaceae. Gene Ontology annotation, molecular function: ATP hydrolysis activity; ABC-type transporter activity; ATP binding. Bases 1 to 4155 code for a protein of 1384 amino acids. Gene Ontology annotation, biological process: transmembrane transport.